AUGCAGAACAACUCUCACUCUACUAAUGAGAACCACGAAAACGGCUUCGUAGAUCCUCGAGUCUUAAAUCAAAUCCACGACCACGACCUCGACCUCCCUGACUCCACACAAGAGGACUCACUCGAACAAUCACAAACCUCCUCCGGUAGCUCGUCGCCACCUACCGCACGAAAAGCCUUCCUUCCUACGGGAUGCUGUUACGAUGACCGCAUGAAACUGCAUGCUAAUGCCGACUGGUCUGCCAAUCCACAUCACCCCGAAGACCCUCGUCGUAUUGAGGCUAUUAUGAAAGCUUUCAAAGAUGCAGGCCUCGUCUACACUGGACCCACAUCUGAGCUCACCCAGCAGCUCAAGAUCUCUCCAACUAGAUGGAUGUGGCGGAUCGCAGCGCGAGAAGCAACCCCGGAGGAGAUCUGUCUCGCACAUGCCGCUUCUCAUUAUGAAUGGGUCCGCGGACUGUCCUUGAAAUCCGCUGCCGAGUUACGCCGAAUGACGGUGGACAUGGACGCGGGUCGGAAGUCCCUCUACGUUGGCACUCUCACCUACGAAGCUGCUCUGAUCUCAGCGGGAGGAGCCAUCGAGACAUGUAAAAACGUAGUUGCAGGCUAUGUGAAGAACGCCAUUGCUGUCAUUCGGCCGCCAGGCCAUCACGCAGAACCCAACGAGGCCAUGGGCUUCUGUGUCUUUAAUAAUGUUCCCAUCGCUGCUAAGGUCUGUAUGGCCGACUACCCCGAGGUAUGUCGCAAGAUCCUCAUUCUGGACUGGGAUGUCCAUCACGGGAACGGCAUCCAGAACAUCUUCUAUGAAGACCCGAACGUGCUCUACAUAUCUUUGCACGUCUACUCGGAAGGCUCUUUCUACCCCGGCCAACCCGAAGACCCAGGAAUCCCGGAUGGUGGGAUGGAGAACUGCGGUGCUGGUCUCGGAGCAGGCCGCAAUGUCAACAUUGCAUGGCAUGACCAGGGAAUGGGAGACGGCGAGUACAUGGCCGCAUUCCAGCGCAUCGUGAUGCCGAUCGCCCAGGAAUUCGACCCCGACUUCGUCAUCAUCUCGGCGGGUUUCGACGCUGCGGCCGGCGAUGAGCUGGGAGGUUGCUUCGUCACACCUGCGUGCUACUCUCACAUGACGCAUAUGCUGAUGUCUCUCGCGAAUGGCAAAGUCGCAGUCUGUCUCGAGGGCGGCUACAACCUGAGUGCCAUCUCGAGAUCAGCUUUGGCCGUGGCGAAGACACUGAUGGGUGAGCCGCCCGAACGGAUUGCCAUCCCGCCGUUGAAUAAGGAGGCGGCGCAGGUCCUCAACCGGGUCAGGCAGUACCAAGCCCCCUACUGGGAGUGUAUGCGUCCGGGCGUCGUCCCAGUGAAGGAGAUCGAAGAGCAAGGAGCUGUUCGUCUGCACGAUGCACUCCGCACGUAUCAGCGGCGCAUCUUGACCCAGAAAUACAAGAUGGUGAGUCUGUAUAUCCUGCGGGAGCAGAUCUCGCGGAGUUUUGAAGACCAGGUCCUGGCUACCCCGGGACUCCACAAUGCGAAGAAGAUCCUACUUAUCAUCCACGAUUCCCCUGAGGUUCUAGCUGCUCCCGACCCAGUCGAUAACAAAGUGUCCUCCCACAACGCCUGGAUGACCGACAGCGUCCUCCCCUACAUCGACCAAGCCAUCUCCGCCGGCUACGGCAUCCUCGACAUCAACAUCCCCGCGCACCUCAGCGCGCCCACACCAACCGCAUCCUCCACGCCCCGACCCCUCGCCCCCACCUCCCCCCAAACCCCCUCCAUCGAAUCGCAAACGCGCGAACUCCUCUGCUACCUCUGGGACAACUACCUCUCGUACCACCCCUCCCUCACACUAAUCCCCAUCGGCAUCGGCGACUCCUACAUCGGCAUAAAACAGCUCCUCCUCUCCCGCCCCUGCCGCACCGCAAUCCCAUGCAUCCUCUCCUUCGUCUCCGGCUCCCUGCGCCCCAUCCGUUCCGAAACCGACCCAGGACUCUCAUCCUGGUAUAAAUCACACAGCCGUAUCUACGUCUCCCCCGACCAUGCGUGCUGGAGCGACGUAGACGCAGUGAAGAAAGUUAAAAAGAAUCGUUUUGGUGGCGUGGUUAGGAGUGAGGUGGAAGGCACAAGGGCGAUGUUGGAUAGAUAUAGAGAGGAGGCGUUGAUGUGGGUAGAGGGUAUGGUUAAGGAGAGGUGGAGAGAGAUGGGGAGGGGAGAGGAUGGGGAGGAGUUGGGAGAGGGGGAUGGGGAGGAUGGGGAUGAGACGGAGGAGGAGGUGGAGCAGGAUAGGAGGUAG
Molecule: messenger RNA, 2286 nt
Organism: Amorphotheca resinae ATCC 22711
Lineage: Eukaryota; Fungi; Ascomycota; Leotiomycetes; Helotiales; Amorphothecaceae
Exons: 3
Coding region: 1-2286 (761 amino acids)
Biological process (GO): chromatin organization
Cellular component (GO): histone deacetylase complex
Molecular function (GO): histone deacetylase activity
Source: RefSeq, a predicted model, not a curated record